This is a messenger RNA of Argentina anserina (silverweed cinquefoil), 725 nucleotides long. RefSeq lists its product as uncharacterized. The transcript has 2 exons. The record is from RefSeq and is a predicted model, not a curated record. Bases 41 to 514 code for a protein of 157 amino acids. NCBI's taxonomy places the organism in Eukaryota, Viridiplantae, Streptophyta, Magnoliopsida, Rosales, Rosaceae.
UUCCGGCUACAUUUUUUUCAGUGAGGACCAAAAAAGAGCGAUGUGGCUCGCCGGUCGCGCAUUUAGGGCAUCUUCGGGUGCGAAAUGUAGUGGGGAUGGUUUGAUUAGAGCCGCAACGGCGUCGUUUUCGAGGUACUUUUCUCAGGAACGCGCCGAGAAUUUGAGGAAGAUAAACCCUAAGGUGAGUUUUCCGGAGGCGAAUACAAUUGCGAGGGAUCUAUACGACGUCGUCAAGCAACAUGGACCUAUCACCAUCCCCAAUACUUGGGCUCAAGCCAAGGAGUCUGGUGUCAGUGGAUUGAAUAGCAAAACACACAUGAAGAUAAUGCUCAAAUGGAUGAGAGGAAGGAAGAUGCUGAAGCUGUUUCCCAACCAAGUUGGUUCAAACAAAAUUUUUUUGUUAUGUACACUACCUGAAGACCCUCAUGUUACUGAGUUUAUAAAAUCUACUGCAGUAAAAGUGCAGUCUAAGAAGCCUUCCUCCAAGAAGAAAAAGCAAAAGCAAAGGAGGUAGCUCUGUGUCAUAGCAUCUGCUUCAGGCUGGGACCUGUCUGCUUCAUAUAAACCAUUGCGAUUCCAGUGCUCCUUUUGGUUGGAUGAGAAAUUGAUCACUUAGCUUCGCCCCUUUUCACAAUGCAUUUCUUAUUGUAGCUUACUUUGUAUUGUUUAGGAUGACAAGUUGGAAUAUCUAGAAUAAUGUUGGUGGCAGAUGUUAUUUUGAAUUU